ACACACACACACACACACACACACACACACACACACACACAGGGCAGGCUCGUCUGAACUUGAAGACAUUCCACAUUCCAAGAGGCUGCAGGUUCCUGGGGAUGCCGGGGGUUUCUUCAAUCAGGAAAAUCUUAACCUCAUCUUCCUAGGAGGGAUUUUCUUUUCUUUCCUUUUCCCCCUUUAUUAUUAUUAUUUUUUUUAAUCUGGAAGAGGAGAGCACAAGUUGUACUCCCCCUCCCGCCUCUUCUUGCUAAAUGCCAUGGAUAUAACUGAAUAAGCUGCUCAGGGCUCUCCCCGUUUGGAUGGUCCGAGGCCACCAUCUGCCUGCCUUCGCUGGAUCGCUGGAGUGGAGAGCUUAGCGUGAGACUGUCUGGGGCCAGAAAGGAUGCGUGGCCGAGUCAGGGAGCCCGGGCGCCCUGCGGAGCCGGCCUCGGAGCCUCCCAGCCGCGGGUAGAUGCCGCCUUGCCCAGGUGCCGAGGCUGAGUGACCAGACCAUGGAGACUCUGCUUGGUGGGCUGCUGGCUUUUGGCAUGGCGUUUGCUGUUGUCGAUGCCUGCCCCAAGUACUGUGUCUGCCAGAACCUGUCUGAGUCACUGGGGACCCUGUGUCCCUCCAAGGGGCUCCUCUUUGUGCCCCCUGACAUUGACCGGAGGACGGUGGAGCUGCGCCUGGGUGGCAAUUUCAUCAUCCACAUUGGCCGCCAGGACUUUGCCAAUAUGACAGGAUUGGUGGAUCUGACCUUGUCUAGAAACACCAUUAGCCACAUCCAGCCCUUCUCCUUCCUGGACCUCGAGAGUCUCCGAUCCUUGCACCUUGACAGCAACCGGCUGCCCAGCCUUGGGGAGGACACACUCCGGGGCCUGGUCAACCUGCAGCACCUCAUCGUGAACAAUAACCAGCUGGGCGGCAUCGCUGACGAUGCCUUUGAGGAUUUCCUGCUGACGUUAGAAGAUCUGGACCUAUCCUACAACAACCUCCACGGGCUGCCGUGGGAUUCUGUAAGGCGCAUGGUCAACCUCCACCAGCUGAGCCUGGACCACAAUCUGUUGGACCACAUUGCCGAGGGUACCUUUGCAGACCUUCAGAAACUGGCCCGCCUGGACCUCACAUCCAAUCGGCUGCAGAAGCUGCCCCCGGAUCCCAUCUUUGCUCGCUCCCAGGCCUCCUUGCUCACUGCCACGCCCUUUGCCCCACCCCUGUCCUUUAGUUUUGGGGGAAACCCACUGCACUGCAAUUGUGAGCUUCUCUGGCUGCGGAGGCUGGAGAGGGAUGACGACCUGGAGACCUGUGGUUCCCCUGGAGGCCUCAAGGGGCGCUAUUUUUGGCAUAUUCGUGAGGAGGAGUUUGUAUGUGAGCCACCUCUCAUCACACAACACACACACAAGCUUCUGGUUCUGGAGGGCCAGGCAGCCACUCUCAAGUGCAAGGCCAUCGGGGACCCUAGUCCCUUGAUCCACUGGGUGGCCCCUGACGACCGCCUUGUGGGAAACUCCUCCAGGACUGCAGUAUAUGACAACGGCACCCUGGACAUUCUUAUUACCACCUCUCAGGACAGUGGAGCCUUCACUUGCAUUGCAGCUAAUGCUGCAGGAGAAGCCACGGCCACAGUGGAGGUCUCCAUUGUCCAACUCCCACACCUCAGCAACAGCACUGGCCGGAUGGCACCCCCCAAGUCUCGCCUUUCAGAUAUCACAGGUUCCAGCAAGACCAGCCGGGGAGGGGGAGGCAGUGGGGGUGGGGAGCCUCCCAAAAGCACCCAGGAGAGGGCUGUUCUGGUGUCGGAUGUGACCACCACAUCUGCCUUGGUCAAGUGGUCCGUCAGCAAGUCAGCUCCCCGAGUGAAGAUGUAUCAGCUGCAGUACAACUGCUCUGACGACGAGGUACUGAUUUACAGGAUGAUCCCAGCCUCCAACAAGGCCUUCGUGGUCAACAACCUGGUGUCCGGGACGGGCUACGACUUGUGUGUGCUAGCCAUGUGGGACGACACGGCCACGACGCUCACGGCCACCAACAUUGUGGGCUGCGCCCAGUUCUUCACCAAGGCUGACUACCCACAAUGCCAGUCUAUGCACAGUCAGGUCCUGGGGGGCACCAUGAUUCUGAUCAUCGGGGGUAUCAUUGUGACCACACUGCUGGUCUUCAUCGUCAUCCUCAUGGUCCGGUAUAAAGUCUGCAACCACGACACCCCAGGCAAGAUGGCAGCAGCCACUGUCAGCAAUGUGUACUCGCAGACCAAUGGGGCCCAGCCUCCACCUCUGGGUGGGAUCCCUGUUGGGCAGCUUCCUCAGGCACCACCCAAGGUUGUGGUGCGGAAUGAGUUGAUGGACUUCAGCACAAGCCUGGCCAGGGCCUGUGACUCUUCUUCCUCCAGCUCUCUGGGCAGCGGGGAAGCUGCAGGCCUGAGCCGGGGUCCCUGGAGGCUCCCACCCCCUGCUCCUCGCCCCAAGCCCAGCCUUGACCGCUUAAUGGGAGCCUUUGCCUCCCUGGACCUCAAGAGUCAAAGGAAAGAAGAACUUCUAGACUCCAGGACUCCAGCAGGCAGAGGGGCAGGGACAUCAGCCAGGGGCCACCACUCAGACCGAGAGCCACUGCUGGGGCCCCCGGCCACCCGUGCCAGGAGUCUUCUCCCUUUGCCCCUGGAGGGCAAGGCCAAAAGAAGCCACUCUUUUGACAUGGGAGACUUCGCAGCUGCAGCUGCAGCUGCUCCUGGUGGCUAUAGCCCCCCUAGGCGGGUCUCAAACAUCUGGACGAAGCGCAGCCUGUCUGUCAACGGCAUGCUCUUGCCCUUUGAGGAGAGUGACCUGGUGGGAGCCCGGGGGACAUUUGGCAGCUCAGAGUGGGUAAUGGAAAGUACUGUGUAGCUGGGGUGGGCGCACCCUUCCUCCCACUCUCGGUGGGAGAGCAAGGGGACAGAGUCAGCACUGGCAAGUGUUUGUGGAGUUUCCAUGGUGAUGUUUACAUCCAGGGACAGUCUUGUCUCCCUGUCAACAGCCUCAUGUCCUUCUGCCCAGCUACACCUCUCUCCCCAUGUCACCUUCCCAUGCCUGUCCCACCACCCAGCGGGGUGUGCUCAGGGAAUGGGACUCGCUCAAGUGUCAGACUGAGCCCUGAGUGUUUGGAGAGGCAGCAGACUGCCUUUCUACUCACAGAUGUAGCGACAAGCAAGCGGCUUCGGAUUGCUUAUGGAUCCAGUGUUGUUUUGAUUUCUUAAUUUAUUUUUCCAUUUCCCAGA
This is a messenger RNA of Myodes glareolus (Bank vole), 3232 nucleotides long. Lineage: Eukaryota; Metazoa; Chordata; Mammalia; Rodentia; Cricetidae. The record is from RefSeq and is a predicted model, not a curated record.